Molecule: messenger RNA, 1164 nt
Organism: Exserohilum turcica Et28A
Lineage: Eukaryota; Fungi; Ascomycota; Dothideomycetes; Pleosporales; Pleosporaceae
Exons: 3
Molecular function (GO): nucleic acid binding; zinc ion binding
Source: RefSeq, a predicted model, not a curated record
UUGAACGUUGAAGAGCUAGCGGCUUACGCCACCACUAAGAGCCAGGCAGGAGUCCCGGACGAAGAGAUCCUGCGUGAGAUCACGCAGAUGCUGAGAGAGGACGGAUGGAAGGAAGCAGCGAUUGGGCCAACGAUCGAAGCAGUCGUUAAGCGAUCAUCAGUCGUAGGGGGGAAGGGCUCACCAAGGCAGGAGGGCUCACCAAAAGCUAAUCAGAACGCCGUGGCCCAAGUAAUGGAGCAGAUGAUGCAGCUGCUCAGCCCAAUGGCUAGUCGCCUAGAGGCACUUGAGAGAAACCAAGCCAAAGGACGUUCGGAGUCAUCCCCAAGAGUCGACACUCCUCCACUACCGCUAACAACAGUCGCCAAGCCAGCAGCCCGCAAGAAUAAGUUUCCCGACCUAGAGCGUUUUGAUGGGACACGUGAUAACUACCUAGCGGCUUACGCCACCACUAAGAGCCAGGCAGGAGUCCCGGACGAAGAGAUCCUGCGUGAGAUCACGCAGAUGCUGAGAGAGGACGGAUGGAAGGAAGCAGCGAUUGGGCCAACGAUCGAAGCAGUCGUUAAGCGAUCAUCAGUCGUAGGGGGGAAGGGCUCACCAAGGCAGGAGGGCUCACCAAAAGCUAAUCAGAACGCCGUGGCCCAAGUAAUGGAGCAGAUGAUGCAGCUGCUCAGCCCAAUGGCUAGUCGCCUAGAGGCACUUGAGAGAAACCAAGCCAAAGGACGUUCGGAGUCAUCCCCAAGAGUCGACACUCCUCCACUACCGCUAACAACAGUCGCCAAGCCAGCAGCCCGCAAGAAUAAAAGUCUAAAGGAAUAUAUGGACAAGGCAAUCAAGCUUUCUAAUGACCUAUACCGGAUCCAGUUGCACGGGAGGAAUCAAAGGAACGCGGCCUACAGUCAUGUGCAAGGUCCCCUGAAGGUCGCUCAGCGAGAUGCUAGUCUAGAAGCGAUGGACUGGGAGCCCUCGAAGGCCAAUCGGGCACGGGAAACGAAGGAUAGACCAAGGCGGUCCCCACUAGACUGCUACAGCUGCGGCGAACUAGGCCACAUCGCUAGAAACUGUCCGAACACCACUCGGGUUAAGAGAGCCAUUCCCCCAAGCAAAGGGCAGAGACGCCAGAAACAGAUCAAAUGCCCAGACGAUAGCGACUCGGAAAAAGAGUAG